Hippoglossus stenolepis (Pacific halibut) is the source of this 2086-nucleotide messenger RNA. RefSeq names its product low affinity immunoglobulin gamma Fc region receptor II. The record is from RefSeq and is a predicted model, not a curated record. Lineage: Eukaryota; Metazoa; Chordata; Actinopteri; Pleuronectiformes; Pleuronectidae. Gene Ontology annotation, molecular function: transmembrane signaling receptor activity. Gene Ontology annotation, biological process: cell surface receptor signaling pathway.
CUGUACUGGGAAGCGAGUUCAACAGACCCAGGAUAUCUUUCCGAGAUCCAGUUGAACUUAACCUAACAAACACAGUCAGUCUAGUGUUAAACUUUCUGAUCACGAUCUGAACGAGUGACCAUGGAAGGGGUGGGGUUUAUUGCUUAUGACCAAGCACAGACAUGGACAGUUGUUGACUGACAGCAGACGAAGGUCAACAAGGAUCAAACUGUUGCAUAAUAAAAGUACGAGGAGAACAAACACUUGAUCCGGACUAAAAGAAACAGUUAGAGCUGCUAAAUGCAGCAAGAACAGCUGGUGAAACAUCUGUGAUUGUGUCAAUGUGUAAGUUACGGAGCCUUUGGGAAAAAAUACAUGAGCACGAAAUAAUAACGUGUAGUGGAAAAUAACUAAGUGUGGCUGAAACCUAUUUUGAACCUAAUGGAAAUGUAUGCAAAUCAUUUAUUCCUGUGUUUUAAUUCCUGUCUCAAACUGCGCCUACAGAACCAGUCUGAACUGGCUCAGACAAACAGCCUUAGUCCUUCUAUAUAAGAUCCUCUGUGUUGAUCCUUUCUGCAGAAAGCCCCUAUUAAAAUACACCGAGACAAAUAUGGUGUUCCAGCCUCUUGUAUUUUCAGAUUUCCAUCACAAACGUGUGAAUCUGCUCUUUACAAACGUUUGACUGAUUCACAUGAUGUAGCCUCUAUAAUGAGCUUUAGUUUGACACCCAGUUAUAAACUGACUCUGAGGACACACUGUUGUGGAAACCUUUCACAUUACUUGAACACAUGGACCUGUUUUUCAUGCGCCAUGAUGAUGGUCUUGUAUCUGACAUAUAAAUCACACUUAAAUCCUCACAUGAUCAAACAAUCACUGCAGAAUCUUUACAUCAUAUUUUCUGUACAUUUGUUUGCAUCAUGUCUGUGUGUUGGUUUAACGAACCUCACAGCUCAGAUCUGAGCAGAAUAAACUGAAACCACUGGUCUUUUUACACAAGUAUGAAAACCACAGAGGUGCAGAUGGUUGAGCUGCUCUCAGCGUUUCCUCUCACAUGAGAAAAUGGGACGAACAUGUGAGGUGAAGCUGCUCUUGCUGAUCUCAUCGCUCUGCUGCAGCACGAACCAAGCUGUAGUGACGCUGAGUCCCAGCAGCUCUCAGUUCUUCAGAGGGACGUCCGUCUCUUUUAGCUGUGAGGACGACCACAGCUCGGCUGGAUGGACGGUGAGGAAGAACAUGAGCAGAGACACCAGGGCGGAGUGUGAAGACUGGGGGCGACAAGUUGCUUCUUCCUGUGUCAUCGAAGCUCUCGUCUCAUCGGACAGUGGAGUUUACUGGUGUGAGUCCACAGAGGGAGGAGCAAGUAACUACGUCAACAUCACUGUGACUGAUGCUCCAGUGAUCCUGCAGAGUCCCGUCCUCCCGGGAGGCGGAGAGGGCGUCACUCUGCUCUGUAAAACUAAGACGCCGUCCUUCAACCUCUCGGCUGAUUUCUAUAAAGAUGGCACUUUUGUCAGGACGACGCCCACAGGUCACAUGACCAUCCACCUUGUCUCCAAGUCUGAUGAAGGAGCCUACAAGUGUGACAUCAGAGGCCGGGGAGAGUCUCCACCCGCCUGGCUGUUUGUCACAGGUGAGGUCAAAGGAACACCGACCACCACAUCUCUUCUAUCACUCUCUGUUAUCGCAUCCAUCGCUGGUUUGGUAAUUCUGGUUGUUCUGGUGCUACUGGUGAGACGAUGUGUCCGGAGGAAACCUGAGGAGCGUGAUCCAGAAGAUGUCAGUCUUGAACCGGACGGGACGAUGGAGAGAGAUCGAGCUGCAGCGACACAAAGGGACAACGUCACAUAUGGACAAAUAACGAUCCGACCAUUCAACAGCAGAGAAGAUCAACCAGAGCUGGAGGUCAUUUACUCGUCACUGAGGUCCAAACAAUGACGACCUGCUGCUGCUUCACUGCCGCCAUCUUUAUUCCAUCACAGGAGGCGUGUCCUGAGUCUAGUUAUGUUUUAAAUCAACCAACAAACUGUUUGACUGAGGAGUGACAGAAAGCCAGUGUUUCAAUAAAGUUUCAAUAAAACAACUAAAAUGAAAAUAUAUAUGAAAAUAA